CUGUCUUGCAAACUGAUUCCCCUUUUUUAUUUUCAGAGAGCUUGGUAAUUGUAAUGACAAAGCAAAUGGUCUAUUCCAUGACAGACACACACACACACAAAAAAUAUUCAGGGAGGGGCGUGUGCUAGAUCAGUACAUUAUAGAAGUUGCUCUGUUCCAAGACAAGAACAGAGCAGUGGAGCACUUAACCAACAUAAAAAUGGACUCUGAAAAUCAAUUUUUCUCCAUGCAACAGCUUACACAAACCGUGGAUUAUGAUUAUGAUUACAAUGGUACCGACCCAUUUGGAGGAACCGGGUUGCCUAAAAUCGACCCCUUCCAAAUAGUGACCCUGGUCUGCUACGGGCUUGUGUUUAUCCUGGGCGUUCCCGGCAAUGCUCUGGUGGUGUGGGUGACGGGGUUCGGCAUGUCUCGCACCGUCACUUCCAUCUGGUUCCUCAACCUCUCCCUGGCCGAUCUUCUGUGCUGCCUCUCCCUCCCAAUCCUAAUGGUGCCAUUGGCCCACGACGACCACUGGCACUUUGGCCCCAUCGCCUGCACGCUGUUCAAGAGUCUGUUCUACCUGGUGAUGCACUGCAGCGUUCUGCUGCUGGUCCUGAUCAGUGUGGACCGCUGUAUGCUGGUGAGCUGGCCCGUCUGGUGCCAGAACAACAGGCGCCCUGGGAUGGCGGUCUGGGCCUGUGGGGGAGCCUGGGUCCUGGCGCUGUUGGCUACCAUUCCAGAGCUGCUCUUCACCAGGGAGGAGGCUUUGGGCAAAGAGAAGAAGGAGUGCUUGGGAAGGCGUUCUCAGGUCAACUCCCAGAUCAUCAUCGGUUUCCGUUUUGUUUUUGGAUUCCUGCUUGCUUUCGUGGCCAUCGUGUUAAGCCAUGUUGUGGUUUACAUAAAAGCCAGUUCGUUGUCCGGAUCUAUCCGCUCCAAACGCACCCUGAAGGUCAUCAUCGCUGUUUCCACCAGUUUUUUCUUUUGCUGGCUGCCGCUGCACAUUACGGACAUUCUGAUAACUUUACACAGUCGAUUUUCUCCGCAUCGGCAUAAGAUAAACAAAGCACACUCUCUUGCUCUCUGCCUGGCAUAUUUCAACAGCUGCCUCAACCCAAUUCUCUAUGUGUGUUUGGGUCGCGACUUCAGGUCCAGCAUGAAUCGAACCCUUCGCAGCCAUUUCAACUUCAUCAGAGAAGAACCCACGUGCCGUGAACCCAGUGCCACUCUCAACUCCAGUGGCACGGCGACUGCAGAGACGACUAGUGUCUGAUGGAGUAGCACCAGUGGCGGAUGGUGAUCCAAAAUGUUGGUGGGGCACAGUAUUAGACAGGGGGUCUGGCCCCCCCCCCCCCCCCCCCCCCCCA
Gadus morhua (Atlantic cod) is the source of this 1346-nucleotide messenger RNA. RefSeq names its product complement C5a receptor 1 (gene c5ar1). Bases 200 to 1252 code for a protein of 350 amino acids. The transcript is spliced from 2 exons. Gene Ontology annotation, cellular component: plasma membrane. Gene Ontology annotation, molecular function: G protein-coupled receptor activity; complement component C5a receptor activity. Gene Ontology annotation, biological process: complement receptor mediated signaling pathway; chemotaxis; phospholipase C-activating G protein-coupled receptor signaling pathway. The record is from RefSeq and is a predicted model, not a curated record. NCBI's taxonomy places the organism in Eukaryota, Metazoa, Chordata, Actinopteri, Gadiformes, Gadidae.